AUGAAAGAAAACUUAUCUAAAAUCGAUUUAAAAAAAUCUGAAGAAGAUUUUAAAAUAUUAGAAAAACAAAUGAAUGUUUAUUUAAGUAACAAGAAGAAAUAUGAUGAUUUAGUUAAUCAAUUAAAUUAUGAAAAACUUUCUUAUAAAGAAUUACUCAAUUGUGAAUAUGAUAGCCCUACAAGUAUUAAUGAUGAAAUGAAUGAAUUAACACAAUUUAAUAAAAAAGUACUAGGUGAAUUAUAUAAGAAAAGAGAUGUUCUUUUAGAAAAUAAUGUUAAAAUUAAAAUGGAAAUUAAUUUAAUUAAUAAUUAUUUGAGAGAAAAUCAACUAACUUUGAGAGAUGAUAGUUUUAAUGUAAACAAAGAAGUUAAUAUUGAUAGAAAUUUUUUUGAGAAUGAAAAAAAGAUUUAUAAUGAUUUAAAGAUUAAAGAAAAUGAAUUAAUGAUGAAAUAA
Messenger RNA from Hepatospora eriocheir, 453 nucleotides. The record is from the annotation of a GenBank genome assembly. NCBI's taxonomy places the organism in Eukaryota, Fungi, Microsporidia, Hepatosporidae.